This is a messenger RNA of Stegodyphus dumicola, 1137 nucleotides long. RefSeq names its product pancreatic lipase-related protein 2-like. The record is from RefSeq and is a predicted model, not a curated record. NCBI's taxonomy places the organism in Eukaryota, Metazoa, Arthropoda, Arachnida, Araneae, Eresidae.
AUGCACACAUACACGCAUACACAGAAAGAAGAAGAACAUUACAUUCCAAGGAACGCGAAGACUGAAAUAUUUACGGAAAUUAAUACAUCUUCCUUAAGAGUUGCGCGUCUUGAGCAGGACAGUCCCAAAGACAACGGACAACUAACCCUCGCUGCCAUAAUGAGAGAAGUUGCUGCUGAAGGAAAUUUAGGAAAGUCUUCUAUUUUAGGUGAAGAUGAUAUUUUUGCUCGAUCUGAAGCAAAUAACUCAACUUUUGUUGAUAUGGGAGAAUUGGGUACUUUCAGUGCUGAAUAUCCAUUCAAUUAUCCUCGUUUGGAACGAAUUUACAGUCAUCUUCCGAACAAAAGAGAAAAGAUAAAUACUAAAUUCCAUUUUUUUGGUCCAUCGAAUAAAAAUAUAUCACAGAAUAAAUUGAAGAAUGCACUGUUGAACAAAAAUGAUAGUAAUGUGUUCAUCGUCGACUGGUCAAACGGCUAUGGGGAAUUAUACGAACAGUCGGUUGCAAACAUACGUGUAGUAGGAGCUGAAGUUGGACUUUUUAUGCAACGUCUUAACAUCUUGAAUUUGGAUCCAAAGUUUUUGCAUAUAAUCGGCCACGGUCUUGGUGCACAUGGAGCUGGAUACGCUGGCAAAUGGUUUCAAGAGAGACAACAUAAGCUGAUUGGUCGAAUUACGGGUUUGGAUCCUGCAGGCCCUUAUUUCAAUGGUGUGAAUAAAACUGUGAGAUUAGAUAAAGGUGAUGCUGCAUUUGUUGAUGUCAUUCAUACUAACACAGAGGGAGAAAGCAUAUACGUGGAAGUAAAUCCUGGAGAGCUAAACUGCAGCCAUUACAGAUCCUGUGACUAUUUCAUUGCCACUUUAGAAGAGCCAGAUUGUAAAUUUGAGUCCCAGUCUUGCUACAGCUGGGAUUCUUAUUUUCACGGUGGCUGUGGUACAUCCGAGCACAACGCAUGCAUAAGGAUGGGAUUUUAUGCAUACGCAGAUGCAUGUGAAUUACAAAAUGAAAGGUCUUUAAAACUCUUCGUGAAAACGAAACUAUCUCCUCCUUAUUGCUACCCGGAAUUGUCUAGUGUUCUCGAAGAUGCAUUUGCUAUUUACAAGGAACAUCUUUUGCAUGCCUAUCGAAGUAAACACUGA